Molecule: messenger RNA, 2139 nt
Organism: Maniola jurtina (meadow brown)
Lineage: Eukaryota; Metazoa; Arthropoda; Insecta; Lepidoptera; Nymphalidae
Product: E3 ubiquitin-protein ligase RNF168-like
Exons: 7
Coding region: 18-1916 (632 amino acids)
Biological process (GO): double-strand break repair
Cellular component (GO): site of double-strand break; nucleus
Molecular function (GO): nucleosome binding; ubiquitin-protein transferase activity; metal ion binding
Source: RefSeq, a predicted model, not a curated record
UGUUGGUUGUGUCAAAAAUGGCGGCCAAGUCAAAGAAGCGGCUGUCUAAAAUUGAAAAUAAGUUGUUAAAAUUAGAAAAAUUGAAUCUCAGCGAUGUUAUUUGUUCAAUUUGUCAGUCAAUUUUAAUAGAACCUGUAACCCUGCCAUGCCACCAUGAUUUUUGUCAAAGCUGCUUUAACGAAAGUAUUGAAAAUAACGCUUUGUGUUGUCCUUUAUGCCGAUUGCGAAUAGGUUCUUGGCUACGAACAGCGACUAAACAAAAGAAUUUAGUUAAUAAUCAGCUUUGGAAUUUCAUAAAGAAUAAAUUUCCCAAGGAAAUCGAUAAAAAAUUCAAAGGUGAAGAUGUGGACGUACCUUCAGAAACACCAUUACCCAGAUUAAGUGCACCAGGAGAGAUAAGAUCAGAAUAUGAAGCAGAGCUCAAAAGACUCCGAGCAGAACGCUUGCGGCUUGAACAAAAACAGUAUCAGGAGACAGAGCUUCUUAUAAAAAGACUCCAACAAGAGGAGCAGGAAACUCACAAAAAAUAUUUGGAUAGUCUAAAACAGGAUGAACUAUUGGCUCGGCAGUUGCAAGAAGAGAGUGCAAAGAGUAGCACUGAAGUUUCAAAGAGAAAGACUGUUAAAAGUUCCUUUAGUAAGGCCAAGUUAAAACCCACCACAAUAGAUAGUUAUUUAUCUAAAAGUGUAGCCCAAGCGACAAUUAUAAAAAAUAGUCCACUGUUAACUGACGAUAAUACUAGCACAGAUGCGUCAACUCCGAUCACUCCAUCAAAUAAAACGAUUAACCGAGUAUCUCCAGAAAUACUGCCAAGCUAUGGCAGGCUUUGGAAGAAUUUCUUAGAUAAAAAAUUGAAGACUGGAACUAGUGUUUGGAAUAAAGAAAAUGGUGAGAAACUGAAGAAGAAGGAGGGAGAACAAGAAAUGGCUGAUAAAACUGUUGGUAGUGAUGAAAAAACUACAGUUAAGACAAAAAAUGGUGUACAAUCAGUCCUAGUCUCCUUACCACUGCCACAUACGGGACUAUUGCACCACAAAACAAGUCUACCAGAUAGGAAUAUUGAGACUGGUAGUGUAGAUUCAAUGCGACAAGAAUUGUGCUACUUUAAGCCUAUAGAAGGAACAACACCAACUAGUUUCAACACAAACAAGAGUCUCCCAUUAAAAGUGCCAGGAUUGAGGGUAGAAAAAGAAAAGGUUAGCUCAAAGAACGGAAUCACACCAACUCGCGCUCAGUACAUAGACGGCCUAUGUCAACUGCGGAAUUUGUCCCUGGCCCAGAAGCUACCUUCGGCGUUUGUUGUAGCACUCAAUAUUUUGAGAUCUAAAAAGGAAAUUUCUAAAAAAAUAUCAAUAAAUACGAGGUCAAGAGUUAAAAAGAAUGCACCAAGCAAUCUAUGUGUUUCGAAUACAUUGAAUUCCAAACGUGCUACAAUAAAUAGGAACAAGCAAGCAGAACUUGUCGAUGGAAUUGUUAAAUUAAAUAGUGAGGUUUCACUGAGACGCACCAGGUCCAUGGGAAGCAUUUCAAAGGACGAAAAUGAGGUCACACCAAAGAAAAAAGUGAAGGAGAGAAAAUUUUACUCUGAUAGAAAGCCAUAUUUGAGAAGUGAUUCGAAAAGAAUGCACACCAAAACGCCAUCGUGUAGUCCGCCCUCGUUCGCCGAGAGCACUAAUAAUAAUAAGGUUAGUUUAGCUGUUAAAAAUUUAUCUAGUCCAUUGGCAAAUUGUGAUGUUAAAAACAUUUUACGGGAGCAGCUUCGAAUCGAGAAAAUAAUUGAACAGGAGAAGAGCGACUUCGAGUUGGCGCGAAAGAUGGAGGCCGAGUGGAACGGGCGCAGGCUGCGGCGUGCGCCCGCCAAGCGACAGCUCACCCUCAACUACGCCCUGAGACCUACUAAGAAGCUUAAAGUGUAGUGCAGCUACCAUAAAUUACUCACAAAAUUAAGCCAUUAACAAAUUGCCGUCUUUCGAUAAGUAGUUAAUUCUGCAUCUCGAAAUCCCGUCGAUUGAUUGUAAAUCAAAGGGACGUAUUAGGUACUAAGUAAUAUUAUAUUUUGUAAAUUCAUGUAAAAUGUAUAAGUCCUAAGCAAAUAUUCUUUUAGCCAGCGUGAAUUUUACUGUGAACUUAAUUAUUGUU